Messenger RNA from Cajanus cajan (pigeon pea), 1714 nucleotides. RefSeq names its product serine carboxypeptidase-like. Gene Ontology annotation, biological process: proteolysis. Gene Ontology annotation, molecular function: serine-type carboxypeptidase activity. Lineage: Eukaryota; Viridiplantae; Streptophyta; Magnoliopsida; Fabales; Fabaceae. The record is from RefSeq and is a predicted model, not a curated record. Gene Ontology annotation, cellular component: vacuole.
GGCUGAGUGCUACAAGUACAAAGCCUUUGGCACGCAUUUUCCAAAAACGCAGACAACAUGGCAUUCUCCAGAGUCUCUCUGUCUCUUUUGUUGCUUUUCUUUGUCUCACUAUCUUCUUCCUAUGCAACUUCUGGCUUCACCCAUGACCAUGCCACCCCAUCACAUUCACAAGCACAAAAACUCAUUAGAAGCCUCAACCUUUUCCCAAAGAAAUCAGUUAACAUUGUUAAAGGUGGCCAUGCUGAUUUUGUCCCUGGAAAGAUAGUCGAGAAAAAGUUCUCGUUUCUUGGUGAUUCUGGGCCUUCUGUCGAAGACCUUGGUCACCAUGCAGGUUACUAUUCACUUCCUCAUUCCAAAGCUGCAAGGAUGUUCUACUUUUUCUUUGAAUCACGAAACAAAAAGGAUGAUCCUGUUGUCAUAUGGUUAACUGGAGGACCAGGAUGUGGCAGUGAAUUAGCUUUGUUUUAUGAAAAUGGACCUUUUCAUAUUGCUAAUAAUUUGUCUCUUACAUGGAAUGAUUAUGGCUGGGAUCAGGCAUCAAAUAUUAUAUUUGUUGACCAGCCUACAGGUACAGGUUUUAGUUACUCUUCUGAUGAAAGUGACAUUCCACAUGAUGAAGUUGGCGUUAGCAAUGAUUUAUAUGACUUCUUGCAGGAGUUUUUCAAGGCGCAUUCAAAUUUCGAUAAGAAUGACUUUUAUAUUACUGGUGAAUCAUAUGCCGGACACUAUAUUCCGGCUCUUGCUUCCCGUAUUAACCAAGCAAAUAAGAAAAAUGAAGGACUUCAUAUAAACCUUAAGGGUUUUGCUAUCGGUAAUGGAUUAACAAAUCCUGCAAUUCAAUACCCAGCAUAUAAUGAUUUCGCAUUAGACAAUGGAGUAAUUAGAAAGGAAGAUUACGAUGAUAUCAAAAAGUUAAUCCCAGGCUGUGACCAAGCUGCUAAAACUUGUGAUGCUCGAGGUGGACGAAGUUGCGAGACUGCAUUAGAAACUUGUGGAAACAUAUUCAGUAGUAUCAUAACAAUCGCCGGCAACAUUAAUGUCUAUGACAUUAGAAAGCAAUGUGUGGGACCAUUGUGCUAUGACUUUGGAAAUGUGGAGAAAUUGUUAAGUCAACAGCAAGUAAAGAGUGCUUUGGGUGUGCCAAAAGACUUGGAGUUUGUUUCAUGCAGUUCAAGAGUGCAUGCUGCCUUUCUGCAAGAUUUUAUGAGAAAUUUGGAGGUGGGAAUUCCUUCUCUUCUUGAGGAUGGAAUCAAGAUGCUUGUGUAUGCUGGUGAUAAGGAUUUCAUAUGCAAUUGGCUUGGGAAUUCAAGGUGGGUUCAUGCGAUGGAGUGGUCAGGUCAAAAGUCCUUUGGAACAUCUCCUACAGUGAAAUUUGUGGUUGAUGGUGCUGAAGCAGGGUCUUUGAAUAGUUAUGGACCUCUCUCUUUUCUCAAGGUACGUGAUGCUGGGCACUUGGUCCCUAUGGAUCAACCAAAAGCUGCACUUGAAAUGUUGAAAAGCUGGAUGGCAGGGAAUCUGAAAUAAGCAAAAAACAGUUACUUAAUGUCCUUCAAGUUUAAUAUAGAUUCAUCUCAAAACCAAAACCAAACAUAAUCUCAGACGUGGAUAGUGUUCACAAUUAUUUUGUGUUAUGACUUCAGGCAUAAAUUGGAGGGUGGAAAUUAUAUUUUCUCUGAACCUUUUCUGAAAUUCCUGAUCUUUACAGUUGUGUUGA